This is a messenger RNA of Lactuca saligna, 603 nucleotides long. The record is from the annotation of a GenBank genome assembly. NCBI's taxonomy places the organism in Eukaryota, Viridiplantae, Streptophyta, Magnoliopsida, Asterales, Asteraceae.
AUGGAUUCGGACAUAUGGAUUCAACAUUUGUCCUGGGAAGCUGAACAUGAAGGGAAAACGAUGCUUGAAGAAGCAUCUGCGUUGGGACAUAUGGAUUCAACAUUUGUCCUGGGAAUGAUGUUGAUGGCUGAAGGGAGACAUAGGAAGCAGGAAGCUUUGGACAUGUUGAAAAAUGUUUACCGCAAAGCAAAUGGUAAGUGGAAUCUUAGAGCAACUUGUUCUAAGGAUGAGUGCUUUUAUUAUGGCAAUUUUGAUUUAGGAAUGACUUUGUUGAGACAAGCAGUAGAUGAAGAUCAUCUUGAGGCAAUUUAUUUGCUUGGAAUGAUCUACAUUUCAAGAGGGCCUCAUCAAUGUGAUGAAGUUCCGGAUGAUGGGGAGUACACGGGUGUUGUUGAUAGUGCCAAAGAGUUGUUACGAGCUGUUGAUGUUGUUCAUAGGCUUAAAACGAAUAACAUCACAUUCCAAUAUGAAGACCCACAUCAUUCUGUUAAAGGUGCAUUGGCAAUAGGCCAUGAAGAGGAUGAGGAUCAACCAAGAUAUUGCACGGUUUAUCGUUGGAUGAAGUAUACGCAAAACCCAUGUUAUUUUUGUGAUGAAGUAUAG